Molecule: messenger RNA, 3104 nt
Organism: Cercospora beticola
Lineage: Eukaryota; Fungi; Ascomycota; Dothideomycetes; Mycosphaerellales; Mycosphaerellaceae
Product: Zn(II)2Cys6 transcription factor
Biological process (GO): DNA-templated transcription; regulation of DNA-templated transcription
Cellular component (GO): nucleus
Molecular function (GO): DNA binding; zinc ion binding; DNA-binding transcription factor activity, RNA polymerase II-specific
Source: RefSeq, a predicted model, not a curated record
CAACUGCCGCCGAAAAUUGCCUUUGUACAUCAUCAUCGUCAGACGGCCGCGUCUCAAUCAGCAAGAAGUACUGCCUCCACGCGUCACGGCCGCGUAUCGAUUGUGCCUUAUCAAUCCCGGCGAAGCGAUAUGCACUGAGUGAACAGGUCCAGCGUCCGCUGUCGGCUCAUCGCUUCACACCCUUCGUACCUUUCCGCCACUGCGACGCAAUGGCUCCAGCCGCCGAACGACGUUCCAGCGACGCCAAAUCCGCCCCGAGCAUCCGGAAAGUGACCAGGUCCAGACAUGGCUGCGAGACGUGUCGAGCGCGGAAAGUGCGAUGCGAUGAGCGACCCGGCAGGUGCUUCAAUUGCGAGCGGCUGGGUCUGAUAUGUGCUCCUUGUGGUAAAGGCGCCGCCGAGAAUGGCUCGUCGACGCAGAACUCACCGCAGCAGCCCGUGACGGCGGCGGUCGCUGUCAACAAUGCCGCUGGUCUGAAGCGGAAACGGACAUAUCGCUCAUGCAGCGACUGCCGAGCCUCGAAAACUCGAUGCUCGGGCCACAAGCCGGUUUGCGUUCGAUGUCGCGACAAGUCGUUGAAGUGCAGGUAUGAGGACGAAUCUGAACCCGCCUGGAAACAGCGAGUGGCGGCCACAGUUCUGCCCAAAGACCAAGCCACCCCCCAAUCUGAAUCGCUACGAAGCGACAGUGGCCUCACCCCAGAAAGUAUCACCAGUCCGGUCAGGAGGCCGGAAGUCACGCCAGCGGGCAGUCUAGGCCUAGGAUCCCCAGUGGUAUCUGUCCACAACGCAACUACCACCCCAGCUGGCGACGAUUUGUACUGGCUCGUUGCACCACAUCUUCCUGAUCGCCACAGGACAAGAGUGCUGGUUGAGCGUUACUUUGCCAAUGUUCACCAUCUUCGUUGCUUUGCCUUCCUUCACAAACCAUCCUUCCUGCAGAAGCUGGACAACGAUGGAGAGAAGAUGCAGCAAGGCAAUGCGUUGCUGCACAUUGUGUGCGCAUUAGGAGCGCUGUUUUACGCUGUCGAAUACGAGACGUCCCGAAAUAUCGCCCUGCCCAUCAAUCCGCUGGACUCUGGAAAGCACUGGGCAUUGCAUGCCAACAACCUGAUUCUUGCACGUCUGAACCGCAUUUCGGUCGAGAAUUUGAUGGCGGCUGUUCUACUGCACGACUACGAGAUUCGCAUGGGCAAUUACUCCAAUGCUUUCAUGUUGAGCGCAAUCACCGCACGGAUGGCACAAGCGCUGCAAAUAAAUCUGGAGCACUCGACAGAUGUGCUUUGUCGAGAGCCUGGGAAUGGCCCCUCGGCUAGCGUCAAGGAGUCUCGUCGCCGGCUCAUGUGGGCGUGCUACAUCACUGACGCACUCGUUGGAAGCGGUAUUGAUCAGCUAACGCUUAUCGAUGAGGCCGACAUCAAAAUACAACUACCAUGUAACGAGCGAAAUUUCGUGCUGGAGGAGCCCUGCAUCACAGAGACUUUGGAAGAAGGUCAUAUGCUGAAGUUUCUUCCACCUGAGCUCCUGCCGACGUUUCCACAAGACUGCAUGGGAAUGACCGCAUUUUAUCUGCGGCAUAUUUCUACCAGACGAAAGGUGCUGAAAUAUAUAAAGCACCUGGAUAGCGCCAAACCGCCGUGGUUUCCAGAUUCGGAGUUCGCUCAGCUCGAUGCUGAAUUGCGGCAUUGGUACGAUAACUUACCCGCAAAUCUGCAAUUCACUCCAACAACGCUGUACAUUCGGCAAGAGACGUCACAGGUUGGUGCGCUAUGCGCAUUACACUACGCAUAUCAUCAGACGAUGUGUGAUCUCUAUCGCAUAGGCACACCCAGCCUGUACAAGUUGCGCGCAUCAUUCACGUAUGGACCCGAGCAGCAAGAUUUCCAUCGCCAUCUUCAGAACACACUUUUUGGGCACGCCAGAAGCCUGGCGACAAUCAUGGCGGAGGCUUUGCGGCAUGGUCCUCAUGCCAUAGCUGACUCUUGGUUGCCAACUAUUCUCUACGACUCCUGCAAAAUUAUGCUGUUCUACCUAACGCAGAUCAUUGACCCAAAGCUAGAAAGCAGCAAGGCGCUACUUGCUGAGACAAUCCCGCAUGUGCAGAACAAUGUCAGAGCUUUGAAAAUCAUGCGCUCCAUGUACGCUGCCGCGAUGCCACUUUCCAAGGCUGCAGAGACGAUGGUCGAGAAAAUCGGCAUAGAGCUGGACAGCGAAUCAAGGAAUCCCGACUUCAUUCAGGAAGACCCCUACGCCAACAACGACGCUGAAGAGCAAGAGCCUCCUGCUUCAGCCCCAGGCUCUCCGGCGCAGAGUGCGCCUGAUUACAUCCUGAACCCGCUUUCGAUAUACCGAUUGGCACGCAAAUCUAUACCGGAGAAGCAUGCACCUGAAAGGCAGCCGGCGCCGACAUCUGCAGGUGUUCAGAGCCUGGCCUCGAGGCCCUUGUCCGCUGGUCAACACUAUUCUUUGGUUGGAGCCGACUCACAUAUUGACCCAGGACUGCGAGCUGGGGGAGUGGCGUCUGACCAGAUCAACCUCGAAGAGCUGCAAUCACUCUUCUCAAGCGAUCCUACCGGGUGGACUUGGCAGCCUGCGGAAACUGCUGUCGGAUCGAGGACUGAGAGCGGCAGUCUGCCGCCCUGGGAGUCGCGAGCACUCGAAGUCGGACUGGACGCUUGGUUGCCGACCUUUGCUUUGGAACCUUGAGGAGGAUUCUAGGACAAAAUGUUGUCCGGGCACGUGUUUGGGUUCUGGUCACAUCCGACCCGGAGGUACGCUGCGGGGACCUGUUGCUAUCUACCAAUCGCCGGCUCAGGUAGAUGGCCGCACGUAUCCUAUCGCAGUGGCUGUCAAUAAGCACUGCGUGCUCUGCGAUAGGCGCGCAAUUAUACUCUCGUCCUCCCGUUGGUAAUGCACUGGAGCUACCAAAGCUCAUGGACCUCUGGGCUCCGAUGAACUCCAUCUGGUAGAGCGUCUCAUCAGAUUCUCAGGCUCUGCGACAGUCAUACGAGCUCCUCUUCAGAUGAGUUGUGGACAUACCGAGUACCUGAAAGUGUAGGUAGCUACGCGCCAAAUACAGAACGCCUACGCUUCAACAUAGCCACA